This is a messenger RNA of Helobdella robusta, 486 nucleotides long. RefSeq lists its product as hypothetical. The transcript is spliced from 4 exons. NCBI's taxonomy places the organism in Eukaryota, Metazoa, Annelida, Clitellata, Rhynchobdellida, Glossiphoniidae. The coding region runs from base 1 to 486 and encodes 161 amino acids. The record is from RefSeq and is a predicted model, not a curated record.
AUGCACGUGUUAAUUGCGAUGCACGUUAUAAUUGCGUGUUGCUAUCUUGAGGCUUCAAGUGCCAACAAAAUCAAGAAAGAACCACAACGUUUGUUUAUUGCUAGAGGAACAGAAACAACGAAAACUCGGCGUGACCUGAAAAAAAUAACGCAGGUUUUGAAAACAAUGACUUGGUGUGGUAUGGCGCAGAAAAAGACGUUGCCCGAAACUCCCAAUAAUUUGGAAAGGUUACUCUUAAUCAGUGACGCGGUUGAGAAUAACCACUUCUUUUCACAAUUGCUUCUGGAAAAAAUUCAAAAAGUCACAGUAAUCGAUCUAAACAACGUUGUGCAGAAAUAUGUAUCUCAGUUGAUUGAUCCUUUAAACUCAAGAAUGGUCAUCAUUUGUCCUCCAAAGGAAAUUAUGAAAUUAGUUUCCAAGUUUCAAACAUUAUUGAAUUGUAAUUUUGAUGUCUACAAAAAUAUCAAUGCGUUUAACACGGAAUAA